This is a messenger RNA of Toxotes jaculatrix (banded archerfish), 983 nucleotides long. RefSeq lists its product as uncharacterized. The record is from RefSeq and is a predicted model, not a curated record. The coding region runs from base 118 to 909 and encodes 263 amino acids. The transcript has 7 exons. NCBI's taxonomy places the organism in Eukaryota, Metazoa, Chordata, Actinopteri, Toxotidae.
UUUUUCACACCUUUGUCCUAGAGAGUCGAUUUACUGCGCAUACUUAGAGAAAGAGGAAGUUUCCUUUCUUGCUUACUUUGCUUUCUACCCGCUGUGUGUUUGUGUGCUUCUGUUACGAUGAGACUUCAAGUUCUCCUCAUUCAAUUCUUCCAAGUGGCACUAGCUGAAUACCUCCCUGGUGUCAGUGGGUACCUUGGGGAGACCAUUAUCUUGCCCUCAGGUGCAAACUCAGCGUGGAAACUCACAAAAAUUGAGUGGUCAGUAUUCCCCAACAACACUUGGAUUGCCACCUAUCGCAAUGGGACGGAAAAGAUUGGCCGCAUCCGUCAGUACAAAGGGAGACUCGGCCUCAGCAUCUCAUCAGGUAACUUGACGAUCCAUAAUUUGACCAGAGAUGAUAGCAUGGAAUACACCGUGGACCUCAUCAACUCACAAAGACAAAGCACCGUAAACAAGAUCAAGCUCACAGUUAGACAACACCUUAUGAAACCGACCAUAACAACACUCUUCACUAAACCUAUGGAAGGAGGCUGUUGGAUUGGCCUGCGGUGUUCUUCUCAAGAAGAACGUGUUGACUUUUCCUGGCAGGUGGAACCUCUCAAUGUGCCUGCCUAUAAUAUGAGUAGAUCUGAUGGACACGGAGUUCUGUUAGGUUUCAUCAAGACUGGGCAGACAUUCAAUUUCACCUGCACCUCCAGCAAGCUUGAGGAGAAGACCUCAAAUGUUGUCCCAGUAAAGUGCGAUGUGUUAACGGAAAAACCGUGCACAGAUAGGUGUGGUCUUUGUAUGUUCAUUGGGAGUUUCCUCAUAAUCAUCAUAACAGUAUUAUACGCUUACAGAGAAAAAAUCAAAGCUGAAUUGAUAAACCUCAAAAACAGACUGAUUACAAAACCAGGAAAUGACCAAUGACCAAGCUUCACCGUCCUUCCUGCAGUUGGUGUGACAGAUAAAUGAAUGUACAAAUAAUAAUGUACUUAUGUAAA